Formica exsecta is the source of this 1861-nucleotide messenger RNA. RefSeq names its product glycine cleavage system H protein, mitochondrial (gene ppl). Lineage: Eukaryota; Metazoa; Arthropoda; Insecta; Hymenoptera; Formicidae. The transcript has 3 exons. The record is from RefSeq and is a predicted model, not a curated record. Gene Ontology annotation, cellular component: cytoplasm; mitochondrion; glycine cleavage complex. Gene Ontology annotation, biological process: protein lipoylation; glycine decarboxylation via glycine cleavage system. The coding region runs from base 547 to 1068 and encodes 173 amino acids.
AUUUAUGUCAACAAAAUCUGAAAAUAUUAUUCUUAACAAUCUGACGAAUAACAUUCAAAUGCGAAUAUUUAAUUGCUGAGAAUGCUGACUAUGAUAAUCGAAAUAUAAAACUAGUUCAAUAGCUCAAAGGUUGGAGAUCAUAUGCUGGAGGAUCACGAUGUUGGAAUUAUACUCUUACGAUUAUUUAGACGGAACAAUACAAAUCACUAUUUGAAGAGGGUGUACUCUCUAUAAGGGUGGAAAAAAGUGGUCAAUAUUAUUAGCGAAUCUUUCAUACGUUAUUAUACGGAUAUAUAUUUAUAUGUGUUUAUCGGUCUCGUGUUGGCUCGUUUAGAUAUUUAAAUAUUUAGAUUACACACAUUUCUCCGAGACGAGAUAAGAGAGCCAAUGACGACAGAAGCAGCCGAGCAGCGGAUCGUCCGAGUUUCCUCUCUCAUUAUUCGACCUGAUUCGGCCAGCGAUCGUUGUUUUACUCGCGGAAAGGGUUGAAACAAGAGGGUUAGAUCGUGCACGGAUCACGCACGAUUGCGAUACAGGGAGCUAAAAAUGGCACGAUUGAUGGUACAAAUCGGCCGGUGCGCAAUGAAAACGUUUGUCUCACAAGGCGGGAACGAUUUAUUCGGCAGAACCGCGCAAUCGAGAACAUCUCUCGCCGCAUUACGUUCCAUAACCACAACUCGAUGCUUGAGAGCUGAACGAUGGUAUACCGAUAAACAUGAAUGGAUAACAGUGGACGGCAAAGUGGGCAUAGUCGGUAUAUCGGAUUACGCGCAGGAUGCUCUCGGAGAUGUGGUGUUCGCGCAACUUCCUGAUGUGGGAUCUACGGUAAAAAAAGAAGAGGAAUGCGGAGCUCUAGAAUCAGUGAAGGCAGCUUCGGAAUUGAUAAGUCCAGUCAGCGGGAAAGUUAUAGAGAAAAACGAGACGGUCGAAAAUAAACCCAGCUUAAUUAAUACAUCUUGUUAUGAAGAAGGUUGGCUGUUUAAAGUAGAGUUAAACAAUUUAGAUGAAAUCAAAAAUUUGAUGAACGAAGAGGCUUAUAAUAAGUUUCUAAAAUCAGAUGCACAUUAAAUCCACAGACUAGAAUAAUUUUCUUUGACAUAAUUAACAAUUCUAUUUGAUAUUGAACUUUGAUAACUUGUAUAACGAGUUUUUUAUAUAUUAAAAUCUCUCGUUUUCAAAUAAAUGUAUAUAUACGUAUAUAUAUUUAUAUAUAUAUACAUACACAUAUACACAAACUAUAUGAAUAUAUAAAUAUAUAUUUCUCAUUGUAUUUUAUGAAGAAUUGUUAUAAGCUUUGCAUCUCAAUCAUUGAAAGCAGCUGACAUCACAUAUAUCAUUUUAUUCAGUAGGUUUAUAAGUAAUGAAAAUGAAUGUUAAUUCUUUUUAAUGAAAAACUUAGUGCGUUAGCAAUAGCGUUUUAUGUUUUCUUAGUACAACAUAUAUGAUUUUAAUUAUCCGUAUUAUGGUGAUAUCGAUUAUUACAUUACUGUUAUUGUUACUACAAAAUGCAAAUAUGUUGUAUGUUAAUGCAUCACAUGUAUACAAUAUAGCUCCAUAUAAAGAUUUAACGUUUCUUUUUUUUUUUAGCAAAUUAAAAAUUGAUAUUUGUUGCGAUAGUUGCAAUAUCUUUAUUAGUCACUGUGCAAUGUUCUUUGUAUUAUAUUUAUACAAAGCAAACAAAUAUUGUGAUAUACAAGUUGUUUAAUACAUGAAUAAUAGCAUUCAAGUUACGAAUUAUGAUAGUAUUUCUUUUUUCUUUCUUUUCGAGUGCACAAGGACAUUAAAAUUUUGUAAUAAUUGUACAUCCUAACAAGUGAUUGAAUAAUCAUAAAAUACUAUUUCCGAAUCUCGCAAAAUGGCA